This is a messenger RNA of Meloidogyne enterolobii, 1084 nucleotides long. The record is from the annotation of a GenBank genome assembly. Lineage: Eukaryota; Metazoa; Nematoda; Chromadorea; Rhabditida; Meloidogynidae.
UAUAGUAAUGUCUACUCAAAUAAUUGAGCAUCAGGAAGAAUUACUAAUUAAAGAUAAAACUGAAGAUAUUAUUUCUUGCAAAAAUCAAACUCCGCUGAAUGGAAAGAAUGGUGAAAUUAAUGCAGUGAAUACUACACAAAUUGUUGUGCCAGAUUCAAGUACCGAUAAAGCAUCCGAAAAAACCAACGAAAAAAUAAUUGAAAAGAUAUCUAAUAAUCAGCAAAAGCAAGAAAUUCAGAAACCUUUGACUGUUCAAGAUUGGGAUUACGAUGAUUUAGGUCCUUGUGGCCCUAGUAACUGGCUGAAAAUAAUUGGUGAUGAUAAAUUGGGUAAACUACAAUCCCCUAUAAACCUUCAACUCUCACAAAUGAGAAUUUUAUCCCUUACACACCCUCUAUGUCUCGUUAAUUAUAGAAAGCCUUUGCCUGGCCAAUUUGUCAACACUGGAUGUUCAAUUCAAUUUCUACCUGAUCCACAAGUAGAACCCCCUGAAAUCUAUGGUGGAAACUUAGAUCAGAAUUAUCGUUUUGUUCAAUACCACUUUCAUUGGGCUCAAAAUGAUAAUGAAGGUUCUGAGCAUUGUAUAGGCGGUCUUCGUUACCCAGCAGAAUUACAUUUAGUACAUAAAGGAGUAGAAGAUGAAAAUAAAUUGGCUGUAUUAGGAAUUUUUAUUAAAUUAGACGAUGCUAAGAAUGAUGAUGGGAAGGUUAAAAAAAGAUAUAUAUUUGAAAAACAAGAAAUGGAAGCUCUUAAAGAGUUAACAGAAUUUGGAAACAAAAAAGCAUUAGAUUCAACUCAUUGUUUAGAAUUAAAAUUACCUCCUAAUUGUUGUAUUGAGCGUGAAAGCUUUAAAGGUGCUGAGAUUUUCACUUCUUCCUUUGUUCGCUAUCAAGGUUCAUUAACAACCCCUCCAUGUACAGAAAACGUUCACUGGACAAUUUUCACUGACCCCGUUUUUAUUACAAAAGAACAACUUUCUUAUCUUCGCAAAAUUAAAGAUUGUAAAGGAAAUGUUAUUUCAAAAAAUUAUAGACCUGUUCAAAAUUUGGUUGACCACCAAGUUUGUCUACAUCUUGCUUCUUAG